Adineta ricciae is the source of this 723-nucleotide messenger RNA. NCBI's taxonomy places the organism in Eukaryota, Metazoa, Rotifera, Eurotatoria, Adinetida, Adinetidae. The record is from the annotation of a GenBank genome assembly.
AUGUCGAAAAAACGUGGAAUUGCUUGGCCAUUAGAAAAUCAUGAAGAUCAUUUGAACGUUUUCCCAUCAGAUCGAAUUCAUUGGUUUUACAAUUGGUCUCCUGAUAAAAAAUUGCAUACAAAUAUGAAUUUUAUUCCAAUGAUUUGGAAUGCUCAUGGAAUAGAAGAAUUCGGUGAAAAAGUUCGUUUUCAACAUGUUGAAUGUAUUUUAGGUUUUAAUGAACCUGAACGAUCGGAUCAAGCAAAUAUGGAUCCGUAUGAAGCUGCUCGAUUGUGGAAAGAAUAUAUCGAACCAUUAAGAAAACAAGGAAUACGUUUAGGCUCACCGAGUAUUUCAAGUACAGAAGAAGGUUUAAAUUGGUUACAAACAUUUUUAAAUCAAGGUUGUCAUAUUGAUUUUCUUGCUUUACAUUGGUUUGGUCGUGGAGUAGAUAACUUUAUUAAUUAUAUAAAUAAUGCUCGACAAAGAUUAGGUUCUCAAUAUCCUGUUUGGAUAACUGAAUUUGCUUGUACUUCUUGGAAUGCUAAUGAAUCUGUUUCGCAAGAUGAAAUUAAUCAAUUUUUUGAUCAAAGUUUAACUCGUUUGGAUGAAUUACAUUGGAUAGAACGAUACUCAUGGUUUGGAGCUAUGCGAUGUUUACCAGCAGAUCUUGGCUCAGGAAAUUGUUUGAUCGACAGUAAUGGACAACUUUCUCAACUGGGAAGAAAAUAUGUAAAUAUCUAA